AUGGGUUUGUCUCCCAGGGCACAUGUGCCUCAUUUGUUGGCCCCUGAUCCGUUCUAUUUCAAGGGAUCUCUGUGCGUUCCACCUCGACCAGAUGAACCACGGAUUUUGAAGACGAUUCUUCAGGCAAUGAUGCGGCAGGCUGCAUGGGACUCUGAGGCUGAAGAUGCCAAGGCUAUGAUUGGGCCUGGUGCUGGUGGAUGUGGAAUGGCAGCCCUCUUCAAGGUCCUCGAUCCUUUGGGAAAGGGCUACGUUCUUGACACGGACCUUUUGCAGCUGACGAAGGAGCAUGAAGCCAACGUGCCAUUCGCUAAUUUGUGUGCCAUUGUGCAAGAAGUGGAACUAUGCCGCGGGGGCUGCGGGCCAAUCAUUGGACAAUGGGUGGUGGAUUGA
Messenger RNA from Cladocopium goreaui, 390 nucleotides. The record is from the annotation of a GenBank genome assembly. NCBI's taxonomy places the organism in Eukaryota, Dinophyceae, Suessiales, Symbiodiniaceae.